Molecule: messenger RNA, 698 nt
Organism: Hyaena hyaena (striped hyena)
Lineage: Eukaryota; Metazoa; Chordata; Mammalia; Carnivora; Hyaenidae
Product: rRNA-processing protein FCF1 homolog
Exons: 1
Coding region: 21-617 (198 amino acids)
Cellular component (GO): small-subunit processome; nucleolus
Source: RefSeq, a predicted model, not a curated record
AACUAGAGUGCGGCGUGAACAUGGGGAAGCAAAAGAAAGCAAGAAAAUAUGCAACCAUGAAGCGAAUGCUUAGUCUCCGAGAUCAGAGGCUUAAAGAGAAGGAUAGAUUGAAACCUAAAAAGAAAGAAAAGAAAGAUCCCAGUGCACUCAAGGAAAGAGAAGUCCCCCAACAUCCUUCCUGCUUAUUCUUCCAAUAUAACACACAGCUGGGCCCGCCUUACCACAUCCUGGUUGAUACCAACUUUAUCAACUUUUCCAUUAAAGCCAAACUCGAUUUAGUACAAUCAAUGAUGGACUGUCUGUAUGCCAAGUGUAUCCCUUGUAUAACUGACUGUGUAAUGGCUGAAAUUGAGAAAUUGGGUCAAAAGUAUCGAGUGGCUCUAAGGAUUGCCAAGGACCCAAGAUUUGAACGAUUACCAUGCACACACAAAGGAACCUAUGCAGAUGACUGCUUAGUACAGAGAGUAACUCAGCACAAGUGUUACAUUGUGGCCACAGUUGACCGGGACCUUAAACGAAGGAUCCUGAAGAUCCCUGGAGUUCCCAUCAUGUACAUUUCUAACCAUAGGUACAACAUUGAGCGGAUGCCGGAUGAUUAUGGAGCCCCUCGGUUCUAAUUCUAACACUCUAAAGAUAGAGGUCCUGUGCCUUCCUUUACCAACUUUUUCUGUUGCCAGUUCAUAGAGCAAUACGCUGUA